Prorocentrum cordatum is the source of this 1166-nucleotide messenger RNA. Lineage: Eukaryota; Dinophyceae; Prorocentrales; Prorocentraceae. The record is from the annotation of a GenBank genome assembly.
CGGCUCCUGGCGCGGCGGUGCCCCGGCGCGCGCCGCGGUGCCGCGGCAGCUCCGCGGGCCCCAGCACGGUGGUGCGGCGCCCCCAGCUGGCCUGGCGGGCGCGGCCAGGCUGAGCGUGCUCCUGUCGGGGGCGGCGCUGGCGGCCGGCUGCUGGAGAGGUCCCGAAGCGGUCUCCGGCCUGCCGCCCGCGCGCCGCUGGCGCAGGGUCGCGAGGCUGCGGCGGGCUGUGGUCGCCCAGCGGGCCGCAGCGACGGCGGGCGCCGCAGACGGGCUGGGAGCCCUGCAGCCAGGGACGGGGCGCGCGCGGGGUGUGCCAGCUGGCCAGCGGCUGACAAUGACGCGGUUGUGUUCGUGAAGCCGCACGCGUGCACCCCGGCGACGAGCUGGUCCCGCGCACUCUGGAGGAGCGUGGCGUCUCGGUGGUUCGGUCCGGCUCCGUCACCGCGGCCGAGAUCGAGAGCGGCGGCAUCAUCGACGCCCACUACGCCGCCAUCGCGCGCGUGGGCAUCCAACCACGGACUUACGGGCUCUCGGGCUGGGUGCCGCGGAGGCCGCCAAGUUCCUGGCCGGGUACGGCAGGGAGCUCGAGGAGGCCCUGGCCGCAGGGGCCGUGUACAGCGCCGCAACUCCAUGGAGGCGCUGGACGUGGAUCCCAGCGAGCUGUUGUCUCGAUGCCUCGCGGCGGGUUACGAGAAGCUCGGGUCUGGGUUGUACUGCGCCAAGCUGGAGGGCCGCACCGGCGCCACUGCCCCUGAGAUCUACGUCCUCAACGGCUUCUACGCACGGAUGCGCGAGAAGUUUACGGCCUCGGGGGUCGUCGUGCAUUGGUUUCAGGUGAGAUUCGACGAGAAGGAGCUGCCCUGGGCCACAUUCCGCCAGGAUCGGUCAUAGGCUCGACGAACCCCCCGGACGCCGCCGCCGGCUCGCUGAGGGCGCUCAUCCGCGACGGCUGGCAGGACCUGGGCCUGAAGGAGGAGACAAACUACCAGGACAACGGCGUGCACGCGUCCGCGGGGCCGCUGGAGGCCCUCCGCGAGCGCACGAUCUGGCUCGGGCAGGACCCCGAGGCCGACCCGUUCGCGGUGGCGCUCGCCGCGGCCGGAGGGCCGCCGGUGCGGGAAUUGAUCGAAAACCCGGAGAUCGACCUCGGGGGCGAACGCGGGAGC